AUGCCUGCCGCUACUCCCUCCGCCCUUCCCUUCACGCCGCUUGUGGACGACUUCCAGAAGAUCGCCAUGGCUGACUCGAACGUUGCGGCCAAGGCGGCCGCCGACACCCUUGCUCUCCAGCUCAAGAAGGCACCCCGCUCCCUCGACAUGCUGGAGGCAUCCAAGCUGCCGGAGGUCGUCAAGAUCUGGGCCGAGUCCAAGUCGGGCUACGAGCGCGAGAGCGCUGGUGUCCUUGUCGAGCGCGUCAUUAAGGCGCUCGGGUCGGGCUCCGAGGGCGCGUUCCUCCCCCUCAUCCCGACCUUGCUCAACCUCGCGAUGGACAAGGGCGCCCCCGUGCGCUCUGGCGUCAACUCGGCCAUCAAGGCCAUGGUCAAGGCUGCGCCCGCUGAGGCGACGCGGCCGGUCAUGCAGGCUCUCGCCCGUGGCCUCGAGGAGACCAAGGGUUGGCGCUCCAAGGUUGCGGCGUGCAAGGCCAUCGAGGAGAUGGUCAAGCCUGGCGCCGAGGAGCACGUGGGCGAGAUGCUCGGCGAGGUGAUUCCCGUCAUCGAGAAGUCGAUGCACGACACCAAGGCUGAGGUGUCUGCUGCCGCGACCAAGGCCGCGACCACCCUCUGCAGUACCCUCCCCAACGCCGACGUCCUCAAGCACGUCAACGCUCUUGUCGCCGCCAUGGCGUCGCCCUCGAACGUCCCCAAGACGAUCAAGGCCAUGUCGUCAACCACCUUCGUCGCCGAGGUCACCGGCCCCACCCUCGCGGUCAUGGUUCCCCUCCUCACCCGUGCUCUCAAGGAGCGCUCGACCGACACGCAGCGCAUGACCUGCAUCGUCAUUGGCAACCUUGUCAAGCUCGUCCGUGACCCGAAGAUCGCCGCCAUCUACCUCGGCUCGCUCGUCACUGGUGUCGAGCUGAUCGCCAAGGGUGCGGCGUUCCCCGAGAUCCGCGCCUUCGCGCAGACCGCACUCGACAUUCUCCACGACGCAGGCGCCAGCGCAACCGCCACCCCGCUUCCCCCGCGCGACGUUAUCCAGAGCGUCAACGAGGUGCUCGCCGUCAUGGUGCCCCACCUCGACCUCGGCGUUGAGGGUGCCAAGGUCCCCCUCUCGGUUGCGAUGCCGGGGCGGCCCGUCAUCGCGUCUGCGCUCGAGUACACUGCCAACGUCGUUGCCGACAUGGUCGACGAGCGCAACUUUGACGACGAUGUGUGGGACGGCAAGGCGCUCGGCGGCUUCUGCAAGCUGCUCCUUGGCGCCGAGGCCGGUGUGGCGGCUGCCACGGCCAUCCGUGAGGCAUUUGUUGCUGCCGACAAGGCCAAGUUCGGCGGCGAGGAGGAGAUCGACGACGGUGCCGAGAUCCUCUGUGACAUCAAGUUCUCGCUCGCCUACGGUGGUCUUCUUCUGCUCAACCACACCAACCUCAAGCUCCGCCGUGGCCGCCGCUACGGUAUCUGCGCCGCAAACGGCGCGGGCAAGUCGACUCUCAUGAAGGCCAUCCGCGACGGCAAGGUCGAGGGUUUCCCGACCCAGGAGGAACUCCGCUGCAUCAUGGUCGAGCACGCUCUCCAGGGUGAGGACACUGCGGUCUCGAUCAUCGACUUUAUUGCGUCCGACCCCCAGCUCGCUGCCCGCAAGCGCAAGGAGAUUGCCGACAUGCUCCUCACCGUCGGCUUUACGGACGAGAAGCAGAACGACCCCGUUGCGUCGCUCUCUGGUGGCUGGAAGAUGAAGCUCGAGCUUGCCAGAGCCAUGCUCAUCGGCGCGGACAUCCUCCUGCUCGAUGAGCCGACUAACCACCUCGACGUCCAGACCGUAGCGUGGCUCGAGGAGUACCUUACAAGCCUCAAGGACGUCACCUGUAUGAUCGUCUCGCACGACUCUGGCUUCCUCGACAACGUGUGCACGGACAUUAUGCACUACGAGAAGAAGAAGAUUGUCUACUACCCCGGCAACCUGUCCAAGUUUGUCGAGAAGGUCCCUGCCGCCAAAUCGUACUACACUCUCGACUCGUCGUCUAUCAAGUUCUCGUUCCCUCCUCCCGGCUCGCUCAUGGGUGUCCGCUCGAACACGCGUACGAUCCUCAAGCUCGCAAAUGGCACCUUCACCUACCCUGGUGCGGCCAGGCCGUCGCUCACCAACGCGUCGUGCGCGCUCUCGCUCUCGUCGCGUGUCGGUGUCAUCGGCCCCAACGGUGCGGGCAAGUCGACGCUCAUCAAGCUCCUCACCGGCGAGACUGUUCCCAACGAGGGCAGCGUACACAAGCACCCGGCCCUGCGUGUCGGCUACGUCGCGCAGCACGCAUUCCACCACAUCAACGAGCAUCUCGAGAAGACUGCCGUGCAGUACAUCCAGUGGCGUUACCAGGAUGGCUUUGACCGUGAGAUCCUCGAGAAGUCGACCCGCGUCGUUACCAAGGAGGAGCAGGAGAUGAUGGAGAAGCCGAUCGCUGGCCGCAACGGCGAGAUGCGCAAGAUCGAGUCCAUCCUUGGUCGCCAGAAGCUCAAGAAGGGCUUCCAGUACGAGAUCAAGUUCAAGGGCUUUGCCCACAAGUUCAACGUCUGGAUGCCCCGCGACAAGCUCAUUGAGCUCGGCUUCGGGAAGCUCGUCAACCAGUUUGACGACAUUGAUAGCGCCCGUGAGGGUGCUGGUAUGCGCGACACCUCGGCGGCUGCCGUUCGCGAGAUCCUCGAGGCCGUCGGUCUCGACGGCGAUAUUGCGCAGUACAACGAGAUGUCGGGUCUGUCAGGUGGUCAGAAGGUCAAGGUCGUCAUCGCGGCGUCGAUGAUCAACCGUCCCCAGAUCCUCUUCCUCGACGAGCCCACCAACUUCUUGGACCGCGAGGCGCUCGGCGGCCUGGCCGGUGCGAUUAAGGAGUGGGCCGGUGCCGUGGUCAUCAUCUCGCACUCGCGCGAGUUUGUCCACGCCCUCUGCCCCGAGCUCUGGCACGUCGACAAGGGCAUUCUCACCAUCGAGGGCAAGGCCCCUCCCCCCAUGCUCGACGACGACCACCCGUCCAGAGUCCCGUCGCAGGCGGGCACACCGCGUGGUGCGGCCACCCCUGCGGGAGUCAGCACGCCUGGCUCUGCCACGCCCGUGACCUCGGCCGCGCCGUCUGCCUACAACUCGGCUGACGAGGCUGCCGACAUUGAGAAGCUCAAGAAGCUCGCGCUCAAGCCCAAGAAGAAGAAGAAGCCCACUCGUAACGAGCUCAAGGCGCAGGAGGAGCGCAGGCGACUCCGCAAGGUCAACUGGCUGGCGUAUGGUGGCGAGCGUGAGCCGGACACGGAAGACGAGUAA
Molecule: messenger RNA, 3291 nt
Organism: Cutaneotrichosporon cavernicola
Lineage: Eukaryota; Fungi; Basidiomycota; Tremellomycetes; Trichosporonales; Trichosporonaceae
Gene: NEW1
Exons: 1
Coding region: 1-3291 (1096 amino acids)
Molecular function (GO): ATP binding; ATP hydrolysis activity
Source: RefSeq, a predicted model, not a curated record